UCUUUAUUUGUUAUUAUAGAGAAUGGUUAAAAGUGUAGUACGAGGAAGCAGGAACAAAGUGUUGGUUGAUGGUGCUGUGAAAUAUUGUAAUAAGUUGUUAGUAACUUUCAGAUGUGAGGAAAGGCGCAAGGUAUGAAAGUUAUUAUCAAAAGUGAAAUAUUAUUUUUGCUAUACGUAGCUUCUCACUCCAACAGGGAAGUAUUCUAAUAAGGAUACCAGCUCAUUUGCUGAACUCCUAAUGGCAUACAUGAAGGCAAAUAAGGAGUCCUGUGGUAACUACAAAAAACAUGUAGCCCUUUUGAAAAAGUACAUAAGAGACACUCCUAAUGUUUCCCAGAAAAAGAACUUUUACCCCUCCUUCAAAUUAUGGGUUGCUGAUAAUUAUGGCGGAACAGUGACAGAUGAGAGCUGGGUGUCAAUACUAGAAGAGGAUGCAGCUACAUCCCCAUCUCUGCCGGCAACAAGUGAAUGGGAAGAGGCUUCUGACAAUUAUCAAGAAUUUCAAGAGAAUGAUCCAUCUUAUGAAAAUGACUACUUGUGACAUUAUCAAUAACUUAGUAUCAUCUAUUAUUAUGACUUGAGUUGAGUUGUUAGUAUUACUUAAGUUGAGUUUUUUCAUCUUAUCAGUUUGAGGCCAGUUUCUCUUGGUCUUAACAAUCAUCAA
Amphimedon queenslandica is the source of this 664-nucleotide messenger RNA. RefSeq lists its product as uncharacterized. The transcript has 2 exons. Bases 239 to 541 code for a protein of 100 amino acids. NCBI's taxonomy places the organism in Eukaryota, Metazoa, Porifera, Demospongiae, Haplosclerida, Niphatidae. The record is from RefSeq and is a predicted model, not a curated record.